AUGGAGCUACCACUUACUCCUACCGCCGAUUCCAAAGUAUGCAGUAUUAUACGAUUCUGGAAGAAUAGGCAUAGCAUCACAAGCUCUAGGAAUCGCUCAGGCAGCUUUAUAGAUUGUGCUGUUGAGUAUGCUGGUAAAAGAACAGCAUUCGGCGCACCUAUAUCCAAGUUGCAAGCUAUUCAGCAUAAAAUUGCAGACAUGGCUCUGAAACUUGAGAGUGCAAGACUUCUCACAUGGCGUGCCGCUUAUUUGAAAGAUUUGAAGCAGCCUUUCUCAAAAAUAAGCACAUGUUUUGUAUUAUUAUAAAAUUAUUUGAUUGUAUGGUAUGAU
Molecule: messenger RNA, 330 nt
Organism: Nilaparvata lugens (brown planthopper)
Lineage: Eukaryota; Metazoa; Arthropoda; Insecta; Hemiptera; Delphacidae
Product: short-chain specific acyl-CoA dehydrogenase, mitochondrial-like
Exons: 3
Coding region: 1-306 (101 amino acids)
Biological process (GO): butyrate catabolic process; fatty acid beta-oxidation using acyl-CoA dehydrogenase
Cellular component (GO): mitochondrion
Source: RefSeq, a predicted model, not a curated record